CAUUUUUACUGUGUUAAAAACGUUUCGAAUCAUUCAAAAUGGUCGUGCGAGAGUAUAAUGAAGAGAUGAAGUACAUUGAGCGACUUUCGCCAAACAGCUUCCUGAUUAAAAAAGGCUUCCAAUCGAACAUGAACGUGGAGGGCAUAUUCUACGCCAACAGUCGGCUGGAAAAGCUGAUGUUCGAUGAACUGCGCAAUGCUUGCCGGCCCGGAAUGACGGGAGGAUUUCUACCCGGUGUUAAGCAGAUAGCGAACGUGGCCGCCCUUCCGGGCAUCGUUGGACGCUCGGUUGGUCUUCCGGACAUCCAUUCCGGGUAUGGAUUCGCAAUCGGCAACAUGGCCGCAUUCGACAUGAGCGAUCCGACCUCGAUUGUAUCGCCCGGGGGUGUCGGAUUCGAUAUCAACUGUGGCGUCCGUCUGCUGCGUACCAAUCUGUUCGAGAAGGAUGUACAACCGGUAAAGGAACAGCUGGCCCAGAGUCUGUUCGAUCACAUUCCCGUUGGCGUUGGAUCGAAGGGUAUCAUUCCGAUGAAUGCGCACGACCUAGAGGAAGCUCUGGAAAUGGGAAUGGACUGGUCGCUGCGUGAAGGAUACGUUUGGGCAGAAGAUAAGGAGCACUGCGAGGAGUACGGACGUAUGUUGAAUGCUGACCCGAGCAAGGUAAGCUUGCGAGCGAAGAAACGUGGUCUGCCCCAGCUCGGUACGCUUGGUGCCGGUAAUCAUUACGCGGAAAUACAGGUGGUGGAAGAAAUUUAUGAUAAAUACGCCGCGAGCAAGAUGGGAAUUGAAGAGCUUGGGCAGAUCUGUGUGAUGAUACACUCGGGCAGUCGUGGAUUCGGCCAUCAGGUAGCAACGGACGCGCUGGUUGAGAUGGAAAAAGCCAUGAAGCGGGACAAGAUCGAAACGAACGAUCGACAGCUCGCCUGCGCACGGAUCAAUAGCCCCGAGGGUCAGAACUAUCUGAAGGCAAUGUCGGCGGCGGCCAACUUUGCCUGGGUAAACCGUAGCUCGAUGACGUUCCUCACGCGACAAGCGUUCGCGAAACAGUUCAACACCACACCGGACGAUUUGGACAUGCACGUAAUUUACGACGUAUCGCACAACGUGGCCAAAAUGGAGGAGCAUAUGGUAAACGGUCGGCCGAAGCAAUUGCUCGUGCACCGAAAAGGAUCGACCCGUGCAUUCCCACCGCAUCAUCCACUGAUACCGGUCGAUUAUCAGCUAACGGGGCAACCGGUUCUUGUCGGUGGAUCAAUGGGAACGUGCAGUUUUGUACUGACCGGUACGGAAACCGGUAUGGUAGAAACGUUCGGCUCGACAUGCCACGGUGCCGGUCGAAGUUUGUCGCGUGCCAAGUCGCGCCGCAAUUUGGACUACAAAGACGUACUGCGAGAUUUGGAGGAGAAAGGUAUUUCGAUUCGCGUUGCAUCACCGAAGCUGGUGCAGGAGGAAGCACCGGACUCGUACAAGGAUGUCCGGGAUGUCGUGCAAACGUGCCACGAUGUAGGUAUAAGCAAUAAAGCAAUCAAGCUACGCCCGAUUGCGGUUAUAAAGGGUUAG
Anopheles maculipalpis is the source of this 1559-nucleotide messenger RNA. RefSeq names its product RNA-splicing ligase RtcB homolog (gene RtcB). The record is from RefSeq and is a predicted model, not a curated record. NCBI's taxonomy places the organism in Eukaryota, Metazoa, Arthropoda, Insecta, Diptera, Culicidae. Gene Ontology annotation, cellular component: tRNA-splicing ligase complex; nucleus. Bases 39 to 1559 code for a protein of 506 amino acids. The transcript is spliced from 2 exons. Gene Ontology annotation, biological process: tRNA splicing, via endonucleolytic cleavage and ligation. Gene Ontology annotation, molecular function: RNA ligase (ATP) activity.